This is a messenger RNA of Strongyloides ratti, 264 nucleotides long. RefSeq lists its product as hypothetical. Lineage: Eukaryota; Metazoa; Nematoda; Chromadorea; Rhabditida; Strongyloididae. The record is from RefSeq and is a predicted model, not a curated record. The coding region runs from base 1 to 264 and encodes 87 amino acids. The transcript is spliced from 2 exons.
AUGCAUUUUGGAAAAAGAGAAAUCCAAGAUAUGAAUCGUCAAUUUAUGAGUUUUGGUAAAAGAAAUUUAGAUCAAUUUAAUCGUCAUUUCUUAAAUUUUGGAAAAAGGGAAGAUGAAUUUGAUAGAAAUUUUAUGCAUUUUGGAAAAAGAUAUUAUCCAACAAAUUAUAUGAAACCAGCAAAAAAAGAUUUUGAUCGUGAAUUUAUGCAUUUUGGAAAGCGUGCUGAUCAAUUUGGUAGACAAUUUAUGCUAUUUGGAAAAUGA